AUGGACAAAGACAAGGUGAGUCCCAUUCUUCUCUCCACCACAGCAGACAAAAUGAAGACGCGCACCAAGCAACCCAGAGCUGUUUUAACUCUGCAGCCUAAACGGACACCGACGGGGAUAUACCAAGGAGAGACCGUUACUCUCCGAUGUGACAUACAGGAAGACGGAGUUACUGACUGGGAGUACCGAUGCUGUAUGGGAGUACGGAGGAGUAACUCCCAGAAGUCCAGUAUCAGUGAAGACGUCACACUAACCGUGUCAUGGAUGGCUUCUCCUCACCUGACCAUGUCUCCUUCAUGGUGGGCGAAUGCUGGAGACUCAGUAACGCUGAGCUGUGAGGUUGGAGAUUCGUCUACAGGCUGGAGGUUCUCCUGGUACAAGGCUGUACCCUUCAGGGAAGGGUUCCCCUCUUAUCCAGACAAGGACUUCUUUCCAGAGCUGCUACCGGACAGUGAUGAUGGGGCUGGAGGCUCCUACUCUCUCAACCUGGUUGGUCUGAAUCACAGAGAGAGAUAUGUGUGUAGAGCUGAGAGAGGAGACCCAGUCUAUUACACAGACUUCAGUGAACUCAAGUUUCUCUGGGUAGAAGGUCAGUCUCCUUCAGCCUCUCUGACUGUCAGUCCCAACAGAGUUCAGUUUUUUUACAAUGAGUCUGUCUCGCUGGGCUGUGCGGUGCAGGGGGAUUCUAAUAGAUGGAGAGUGAAGAGGUACUUACGAUGGGGAGAAGCCAAAGUGUUAGAGUGUCCUACUGACUGGGGAUCAGUGACAGGAUCCACAUGCAUCUUCACAACUACAGAUGUCUGGUCAGACACUGGAGUGUACUGGUGUGAGUCUGAGUCAGGAGAGUACAGUAAUGCCGUCAACAUCACAGUGACCCUUAAGGGUGUGGCCCUGGAAAGCCCCGCCCUUCCUGUGACUGAGGGAGAUACCGUGACUCUACGCUGCAGAUUUCAGGGGACCCCAUCAAACCUCAGUGCUGAGUUUCAUAAAUGGAUAGACAAUGGCUACCUCACUAAGACUGAGCUAACAGGAGAGAUGACCAUCCCUGCAGCAACACAGUCAGAUGAAGGAUGGUACCGGUGUAAACAACUAGACCAGGGAGAAUCACAUGGGAGCUGGGUGUCUGUGAGAGCUCCAGACCCAGUGUGGUCCAUCUCUUUGCUUAUUCUGCUGUGUAGUUUACUGGUGAUUUCUAUCUUCCUGCUGGUGACCAUUGUACUGGUGGUGAAAUGCUGUAGGGAUCGAGCAGCUCGAUCAAGAGACAAGAGAAAUGACAGAAACACCACUGACCAAGUCAUCGGUUUUGAAUUAAUAUGAGAGACUGGGAUCUGACCAAGUUAUCAGUAAUUAACAUGAGAGACUGGGAUCUGACCAAGUUAUCAGUAAUUAACAUGAGAGACUGGGAUCUGACCAAGUUAUCAGUAAUUAACAUGAGAGACGAAGCUGUGCUUCCAUCUUCACCAACAUGUGUUCAAUAUGUAUGUUCGAGCUUUGAGGAAGACAUUUUAUUUUUAUAAAUGAAUGUGGACAUGCAAUAUUUGAUUGAUUUUCAAUGACCGAGCGAGAGAUGAAAUGAAGGGUAGACACCAAGUAGGGCUAGGUGCCAGCAUUCGUACCCACGCAGCAUGGGAAUACACUGUGAUGGUAACCAGGAAGACUUCAAGAAGACUACUGUACUCCCUCACCCUUGUAGUUUUUCAACUUUUGUCAUUUUAAAAAAAUUGUCUUCAAUGGGCAAAAAACGAAAUAAAAUGCAUCUGGUAGAAGUAUAUUCAUCCACAAACACCUUAUUUUACAUUUAUCUUAAAUGCGUUUUCAUGAAUUUUAUGAUAUUAGCUUGAAGCCCAUUCAGUACACAUGGGACAUGAUAGGAAAGUAAAGGGGAAGUUACUUUCGCAUUGGAUUGUAUAUGUGCCACAAAGCCACCCUCAGCCACACAUAAGACCUUUUCUAUUAUUUUUAUUCAUUUUUAUUCAUUUUUUUUAAAUUUAAUUGAUUGGUUUCUUUUACUAAAUAUUCAGGCUGUAGGUCUUUCCAUGAUACUAUAACAUAACCCUACAAACUGUAAAAUCUACUUGUCUUAAAUAUCAGUCUAAAUGGAUUGCCAACUUUUCUUGGUUUUAAUGUACCUUUGUUUUAGAGUGAC
Molecule: messenger RNA, 2146 nt
Organism: Salmo salar (Atlantic salmon)
Lineage: Eukaryota; Metazoa; Chordata; Actinopteri; Salmoniformes; Salmonidae
Product: Fc receptor-like protein 2
Biological process (GO): immune response; cell surface receptor signaling pathway
Cellular component (GO): external side of plasma membrane
Molecular function (GO): transmembrane signaling receptor activity
Source: RefSeq, a predicted model, not a curated record